This is a messenger RNA of Prorocentrum cordatum, 1282 nucleotides long. The record is from the annotation of a GenBank genome assembly. Lineage: Eukaryota; Dinophyceae; Prorocentrales; Prorocentraceae.
CAUGCUCUGGCUGGAGGGGUCUCCCGCCAUGAGCAAUGGCGCUUGGUGUGGCGUUACGGGCGUCACGGCGCUCUUGGUCUGCGUGUUCGCUUUUUGCCGCGCGUACGCUUUCAUGGAGUCCUGCGCCAAGAUCAGCGGGCGCACCCACGAUCGCAUGAUGGGGUUCGUCCUCCACGCCUCCGUGCCCCUCUACUUCGAUGUUCAGCCCUUGGGGCGCAUCCUAAACCGCUUCGCCAAGGACCUGGACUGCCUGGACAUGGAGCUGCCCAUGUACAUGUUCACGUUCCUGCAGUUUGCCGUCCUGGUCCUCAACGUCAUGCUCGUGUGCGUGGUCACGAGCUGGGCAGCGCUCAUCAUCGUAGCGCCCGUGCUGUGGAUUGGCUACCAGUUCCGCCAGUACUACGCGUCCACCAGCCGUGAGCUCAAGCGCCUGGAGGGAGUCUCGCGCACGCCCCUGUUCAACAACUUCGUCGAGACGGUCGGCGGCCUGCCCCACCUGCGGGCCUUCGGCAUGGUGGACGAGCAGGCCGCCAUGUUCCGCGCGAAGUGCGACCUGAACUUCAAGGUCUUCUUCCACCUGCACGCCCUUGUUCCCUGGCUGAUCUACCGCAUGGACCUGUUCGCGGCCACCAUGGUGUUCUCCAUCGGCAUCUCCUGCCUGUGGCUGCCGCGCACGGUGGAGACCGCCGCGCUCCUGGGCUUCGGGCUCACCACCGCGCUGAACCUCAUGGGGCGCCUCGUCCAGACCGUGCAGAGCUCCAUCGAGACCGAGAAUGCGAUGCUCUCGGUGGAGCGCAUGCUCUACUUCGAGACCAUUCCCCAGGAGACCGGCGACGGCGGGCCUGGGCCCGAGCCCGGCCCCGAGUGGCCGGCCGAGGGGCGGGUGCGCUUCGACGGCGUGCAGCUGCGGUACCGCCCGCACCUGCCGCUGGUGCUCGCCGGGCUGUCGUUCGAGGCGGCCCCUGGCGAGCGGGUGGGCAUCGUGGGGCGGACCGGCUGCGGCAAGAGCUCCACGAUGCUGGCGCUGCUGCGCCUCGUGGAGUGCGAGGGCGGCGUCGUCUCCAUCGACGGCGUCGACGUCUCGGAGGUCCCGCUGCAGCGCCUCCGGGGCCGCGCCGUCUCCAUCAUCCCGCAGGACCCCUACCUCUUCGGGGGCUCGCUGCGCGACAACCUGGACCCCUUCCACGUCCAGGGCGACGACGCCAUCCUGGCGGCGCGUAUCGGGGGCCCAGAUCUCCGCCGGCAUGGUUUUCCCGUCCAUUACCAGCCUCGAACGUAUCCC